AUGUAUGGGGACAAGUCUUGCAAUUCCGUAUUCAACACUAUACGCAUUCCCACGCCACGCUUUCUGUCCACAAACACCUCCAGAGUUGUAUCUAAGCUUGGAGACUCCGCCGCAGAACAGUUGAGCAGCCUCUGCUCCAAAGGACAUAUCAAAGAAGCCUUUGGGAGCUUUAAAUCUGAGAUAUGGUCAAACCCAUCUCUCUUCUCACACCUCCUCCAAGCAUGCAUACCCAGAAAGUCACUUUCAUUAGGAAAGCAGCUCCAUUCUUUGAUUAUCACAUCUGGAUGUUCCGCGGACAAGUUCGUAUCCAAUCACCUCCUCAACUUUUACUCCAAAGUUGGAGACUUGGGAGCAGCGUUAACUCUGUUUGGUCAUCUGCCAAGGAGAAAUAUUAUGUCUUGCAACAUUUUGAUCAAUGGGUAUGUGCAAAAGGGUGAUUUGGAAAGUGCCCAGAAGGUGUUCAACGAAAUGCCUGAGAGAAAUGUGGCUACGUGGAAUGCCAUGGUCACGGGUUUGACCCAGUUUCAAUUUAAUGAGGAGGGGUUGGGUUUGUUUUCGGAAAUGCACGAGUUGGGGUUUGAGUUCAAUUUGGUUGUUGGGAGCUCUUUGGCUCAUAUGUAUAUGAAGUCUGGUGGCUUGGAAGAAGGGGAAAGAGUAAUUAAAUCACUGCCAAUUCGAAAUGUGGUUGCUUGGAAUACUCUCAUUGCAGGAAAAGCUCAAAAUGGGCACUCUGAGGCAGUGUUGGAUCAGUAUAAUAUAAUGAAAAUCGCAGGUUUUCGACCUGAUAAGGUCACAUUUGUGAGUGUUAUUAGUUCAUGUUCGGAAUUGGCAACACUCGGACAGGGUCAGCAGAUUCAUGCUGAAGCAAUUAAAGCUGGGGCUAGCACAGUUGAUGCGGUCAUUAGUUCCUUAAUUAGCAUGUAUUCAAGAUGCGGGUGUCUUGAAGAUUCUCAAAAAGCUUUCAAGGAAAGUGUAGGUGGAGAUGUUGUACUACGGAGUUCUAUGAUUUCUGCUUAUGGGUUUCAUGGACGAGUAGAGGAAGCCAUUCAGCUGUUUGAGGAGAUGGAGCAGGAAGAAUUAGAGGCAAACGAAGUUACUUUCUUAAGUUUGCUUUAUGCCUGCAGUCAUUGUGGAUUGAAGGAGAAAGGGAUUGAGUUCUUCAACUCAAUGGUAGAAAAGUAUGGGUUGAAGCCUAGACUAGAGCACUAUACAUGUGUAGUUGACCUGCUUGGCCGGUCUGGCCGUUUGGAGGAAGCUGAGUCAAUGAUAAGAUCAAUGCCGGUUAAAGCAGAUGCUAUCAUAUGGAAAACUUUGUUAUCUGCAUGUAAAAUCCACAGGAACGCAAAUAUAGCAAAAAGGAUUUCUGAAGAAGUUAUUAGGCAAGAUCCACAGGACUCGGCUUCUUACGUGCUACUUUCAAACAUUCAUGCUUCAGCUAGAAGGUGGCAGGAUGUUUCUGAGGUGAGAAAAGCCAUGAGAGAUAGAAAGGUCAAGAAGGAGCCAGGCAUAAGCUGGCUGGAAAUUAAAAAUCAAGUUCACCAGUUCUGUAUUGGUGAUAAAUCACAUCCACAAUCUAAGGAGCUUGAUAUGUAUCUUCAAGAACUAACAUCUGAGUUGAAGUUGCAUGGUUAUGUGCCUGAUACUGGCUCUGUUUUGCAUGACAUGGAUAACGAGGAGAAAGAAUACAACUUGGCUCACCAUAGUGAGAAGUUGGCAAUUGCUUUUGCAUUAAUGAACACACCUGAGGGUGUACCGGUAAGGGUGAUGAAGAAUUUGCGUGUUUGCAUUGAUUGUCAUGUUGCUAUUAACAUAACGGUAAGGAAGACCAAAUCGAAGGAAGGUGAAGACGACAUUGACAAAGUUCUUGGAAUUCCCAUCAUGAAAUUUUCAUAUGUUGACUUGCAAGUUGCAAUAGAGGAUUUCAAGGAAGAACUUGGAAGUGGAGGCUUUGGUUCUGUGAUCAAAGGAGUUAUGGCAGAUAGCACAAUGAUUGCAGUAAAGCGGUUGGAUAACAGGGGCCAGGGGAUGAGGGCGUUCCUAGUUGAAGUUGAUACAAUUGGGAGACUUCACCAUUUUAACCUCGUAAGGUUGAUUAGAUUUUGUGCAUAA
Messenger RNA from Prunus armeniaca (apricot), 2109 nucleotides. NCBI's taxonomy places the organism in Eukaryota, Viridiplantae, Streptophyta, Magnoliopsida, Rosales, Rosaceae. The record is from the annotation of a GenBank genome assembly.